AUGCGUGAGAUUGACUGCGAAUCUGUUGAGCUUAACUGCGGUGCACGCGAUAUCGAGGAUUAUUUUGAACGUUUCGAGAUUUGGUGGUUGACCCGUUCAAAGCCCGAUGAGGAAAAGAAAUCCGCUUUCUUUUUGAAUACUGCCGGUAAAAAUGCUUACACAUUAAUCAAAACCUUGGCUUAUCCUUCUCCACCUGUUUCUGUACCGUACGAUGAUUUAAAAUCUCUCCUCCUCCAGCAUGUGAAGCCAACAAACUUCGAAGCCUCAGAACGAGCAAAAUGUCAUUCAAUGGUACGCAAUCCGAAUCAGGGCAUC
Molecule: messenger RNA, 315 nt
Organism: Echinostoma caproni
Lineage: Eukaryota; Metazoa; Platyhelminthes; Trematoda; Plagiorchiida; Echinostomatidae
Source: the annotation of a GenBank genome assembly